Molecule: messenger RNA, 1593 nt
Organism: Umbelopsis ramanniana AG
Lineage: Eukaryota; Fungi; Mucoromycota; Umbelopsidomycetes; Umbelopsidales; Umbelopsidaceae
Exons: 7
Coding region: 322-1374 (350 amino acids)
Molecular function (GO): protein binding
Source: RefSeq, a predicted model, not a curated record
AGUAUCCUCGAUCGAGGGUCCAAAGCUGUGCCGCAUUCUCCUCUGCCGGCAGUGGAGCAGUGGCUCUGACAUAGACAGGCUUUGAGAAGGGGGUCAGUGAAUCCAUGGUUCAGGAAUUACCCCCAACAAAAGUGUAGUCACCUUAUCUUGCACUAUGGCUGUCAACAGCUUGCCUUGGGAUUGUAGAGCAAACCACAUUGGCUUUGAAUGAAACUGGAGGGGACAGCAGGCAUUGGGAAGGAAAUUGAGAGUUGUGACUGCUAAAGGUUUUUCACGGCAAAGAAGUCUGGGACAACCGCAAAAACUACUGCAUUCCACAUUAUGGACCAGGAAAAAGUGCCCGACGACCGAACGGGCAACGACGAUUCACGUGAAGAAAAGGACGCAAAGCGCGCUAAAACCGACCCUGAACAACCUGCUGCCAAGGUAGAGGUCAGAAAACCACAGUAUGAGUUAAAAUACUCCCUUGUCGGCCAUCGAAUGUCUGUGUCCAGCGUGAAGUUUUCUCCCGAUGGCAAAUGGCUGGCUAGUUGCUCGGCGGACAAAACAAUCAAAAUUUGGAACGCAUUGGAUGGUAAAUUCGAGCAGACACUGGAAGGUCAUACUCAAGGCAUUUCAGACGUCGCAUGGGCUUCUGAUUCGCUGUACCUAUGCUCGGCAUCCGACGAUAGAACGAUAAGAAUUUGGAGUCUUAAUUCUCGAGAAACGGUUAAAAUCCUUCGUGGGCACACCAAUUACGUAUUCUGCGUCAAUUAUAACCCACAAUCCAACCUCAUAGUCUCUGGUUCAUUCGAUGAAAGCAUCAAAAUCUGGGAUGUCAAGAAAGGCAAAUGUAUGAAGACUCUAAGUGCACAUUCAGAUCCAGUCUCAGCUGUUCAUUUUAAUAGAGAUGGUACUAUGAUUGUAUCAUGUAGUCAUGAUGGAUUGAUUCGCAUUUGGGAUACAGCAACCGGUACAUGUUUAAAGACUCUAGUGGAUGAUGAUAACCCCCCAGUUUCGUUCGUUAAAUUCUCGCCCAACGGCAAAUACAUUUUGGCAUCGACUCUUGACAACACGUUACGGCUUUGGAAUUUCCACACGGGAAAAUGCCUAAAGACUUACAAAGGACACGAAAAUAACAAGUACUGUGUAUUUGCUAGCUUUAGCGUCACAGGUGGUAAAUGGAUUGUAAGUGGCAGUGAAGACCAUUGCAUUUAUAUCUGGAAUCUUCAAAGUAAAGAGAUUGUACAGAAACUAGAAGGCCAUUCAGAUGUGGUUCUAUGUAUUGCAUGUCAUCCCACUAUGAACAUUAUUGCAUCGGGGUCUAUCGAUAAGGAUAAGUCGGUCAAACUAUGGUUCGAUCGUUCUGCACCUCAACCUUUGCCAUCGGCCUGAUAUAUCACUUUUAUUCUUUCUAUGUCUUCGUCGUGGUCUUGCAUAUUUGGUAUCUUUUUCGGAUUGUAUUCCCAUUGUCAUGUCCUUGCCUAAUUAAAUAGGAAUAUCAAUCUAUCUGUUUGAACUAACAUGUUCUUGUGGUGGUGUCAUGAUUCGAUUUUCAUGAUCUCCUCUUUCGCAUUUCGAGACAGCCUAUCUACGUCCAGCGAUGAAUUGCCU